This is a messenger RNA of Odontomachus brunneus, 4488 nucleotides long. Its product is annotated as lipopolysaccharide-induced tumor necrosis factor-alpha factor homolog. The record is from RefSeq and is a predicted model, not a curated record. The coding region runs from base 354 to 881 and encodes 175 amino acids. The transcript has 4 exons. Lineage: Eukaryota; Metazoa; Arthropoda; Insecta; Hymenoptera; Formicidae. Gene Ontology annotation, molecular function: zinc ion binding.
GCCCUUAGAGUUCAUUGGUAAGUGGUCAGUCUCGUCGCUGUUUGCGCGUCGGUAGUGUCUUAGUGGUGUUAUAGUCGACUGUGAAAUGCACAACGAUCUUUGAUAUCUUCCUUCUACUUUCUCUCUCGUCUUCGCGUCGCGUCGCGCAUGGAGUACACGUAUAUGCGAGCGUCACAUGAAUCGUUGGCGGUUCUCACUCGCCGUGGCACAGGCAGUGUUUCGUGACGCUCGUGAGGGAAUCAUUGCGUGGCUCGUCGCCUGUUAGUUGAACGAUAACCUAAACCCUUCAUAGGGUUACCUGGACAACUAGUGACUCGCGUUUGGACGCUCGCACGACACACGCACACGGAAAAAUGGAGAAAGGCUUCGUACAACCCUCUGCUCCUCUACCCACGGCUCCGCCGUCUUACGAAGAAGCUAUAGCUAAUACAGGAGCAGUGCCUAUGCAACCAUCGGUCGCUAACCCGCCGUAUCCUAUAGGAGGUGCGGCAAUGCCGAUGCCAAUGCCAUAUAAUCAGCCACCGAAUCAAACAACAAUGCCUACCACGUCAGUGUACCCGGGUACGAGUCAAUCAAUGCCACAGCCGCGUUUCAAUCCCGAACCGAGCUCGGGACGACAGCCGGAAGUCCGAGUCAUUCAUCAACACGUAGCGUUGGCCCUAGGCCCAAACUCCGUGAAAAUGACUUGUCCAUCGUGUCUCGCUGAUAUCAAAUCCACCACAAUAUCGGAUCACCAGCGGAGCGCUCAUAUAUGUUGCAUUGUGCUCUGUUUACUCGGAUGUUGCCUCUGUUCUUGUCUGCCAUAUUGCAUGAGCUCCUUUAUGAGCGUUCAUCACUUUUGUCCGAACUGCAAGAGUUAUAUCGGCACGUGGAAAGGUUGAUUUCAAGACUACAUGUGUAUACACAUAAAUUUUCGCCUUGCACAUAGUACGAUGCUAUGUAUUAUUUCGUAAAUCAAUAUUCGAUAUCCUUCGGUUAUCGCACAUUAAAGGCAGCAAAAAGAUAGGGUCAGUGAAGACGUAAAUUUAUAUUAUAUUAUGUCCGACUCUUCAGUCUCUUGAAAAAGUUAUCUUGCGAUACAUAAAAAGUGACAAGAUUAUCGAAGGUUCUAAUUGAUUUAGCGCAUUGAACGAAAUAGUAUGUAAGCUACAUGUCAUAUGAAAGACAAUGGUUCCAAACACUAAUCACAAACUUUCAUAUCAUAUAUUAGACUAUUCAUUUACAUGAAAAUUGUAAAGUAAGGAGUGGUAGAGAUUGUAAAUAUCGCCGCUAUAUUUUGCCAAGGAAAUUUAUAUUUUCGUAUAUUUUCAAAAAAGUUUAUCCCGUUCGUUUUCAUCAAAUAAUUUGAGUAGAUGAUUGAAAUUUGUAUAGCGUUUUUAUAAGAAAAUUUUAUUGGCUGUCACACUGUUUUCUAUACGAUAGUGAACACUCUUCGCUUUUCUGAAAUAUGACCGGAUACCAUCUUACUUGGGCUUCGUGAGCAUUAGUAUUAGUCUAGUAUAUCAUAUAAGAGUUCUAUUCUUAGCAUUCCUUAGGAAAAUCUUCAAAGUAUGGUAAAUAAGAGUCGUACGUGUGUAUAAUUUUACCAUAAAAAUCUAGACGUGUGAGAUGUCCGGCACUUUUGUUGCUCUAUGCUAAAAUAGCGAUUUUAAAAAAAAUUUAAUUUGAAUUGAUAUUUUUGUGUCUCGAGAUGAGACAUUCUUGUAAACACUUUUGUAAACUAUCUUGUGACAUUUUUGUAAACUGUCGAUCCUCUGCACGUGUAUAAUUUGAUGUGCACUUUAAAUGAGUAUAGUUUAUUACAUUGUUUUGAUGAUUUCUUUUCGAAAAAUCCAUUAUUUAUGAUUAUGGAUAAAGUAGCAGGUAAUAUAAGAAGUGAUACAUGAGCAACGAAAAGUGUCAAAUCCGUGUCGAAAAAUAUUACUCUCGUGUAUUUUUAUUUUUGUACUAUAAAAUACAGAAUUCGCGGAGAAUACGUGAUAGGCUUUACGCGGAAAAUAUAAGAAUCUUGAUGAAAUAGAGUUUGGUAUUUGGGAGCGCGUGUAUAUCUGUGCCUCUCCGCGAGCUAAGUACAUAGCGUAUGCGUAGGCGUAUUAUCGCAAACGAAAUAUAUUUUUGCGUACGAUGCAGGGAUUUGCAAACUUUAUCUAGAAUAUUGAAAGCGCGUAAGUUAUUCUUGGUUUAUCUAUAAUGUCACUGUUCAUAGAAUGGUGCAUAUGAUACUAUCAAAACGACUAUUGAUAAGCACUGAAAGCAGCAGAAAAGAGAUCUUUGAGGAAGAUCCGUUUUGCAGCGUUGUUUUGUUAACGGCGCGACUGCAAUUCGAUCUGAUUUGCGUUUAAACCCCAAAUCCGAUAUCGUGAAGGUAGUUUUGAAUAAUGUAAUGUUGACACAUAGUGAAUCGGGACAUAUGAAAGUGAAGCGGACAUGAUGAAAUAUCUUGAAAAAUAUUCAUUUUUCGAUGAUCAUAGCCCAAUACUUUUUUUUAUGUAGAAUAACCAAAGGAAUUGAUUUAUAUUAAAACAAAAUAUAUAUAUAAUUCAAUUAAAGAAAUCAAAAUUGAUUUUGAAAUAAUCUUGAAAGGACAAUUUUAAUGCCAUAAUAAUAUCAUCUUAUAUCUCUGUCGGAAUAUUACAGCUUUUAUUUUAACAAUUUUUUCUUAACACUUACUAUUUAUGAGUUAGUGAGCUCUUAAUUCUCCCGUAGCUCAUACUAUGUAUAUUCUUAUACACGCAUGUACUUGCAUACUACAAUUUUUGAAUGAGGAAAAAUGCUUAUCUCGACCAUGUAACAAUGCAACAAACAAAUUUAAAAUAUGGCUGUCAUUUUUUCGAAUAUAGAAAUUAGCCUCGUAUACGUACUUUGUAUUGUCAUUAAAACAAUGGCUGGGAAAUGCAAAGUUUCUAUUGAUUUUACAUCGUUAAAUAGACUUUUUAUUACACAGAUUCACAACUUUCAGUUUUCUUCAGCUACUUUUUCAUGAAAUAAAGGAGUUUUGUAAGGAAGGUAAAAAAAUGUGCGUUUAUAGUUCAGUAAUUUUUAAAUAGCAGGUGUUACAGAAAAACAAUUGAAGUGAAAGUUGUAAAAUCGCAAGAAGAACACAAGUUAUAAUAAUAUUAUGACAUUAAAAUGUUUUCUUCAAAAUUAUUUCAAGUUCAGUUUUUUAAAUGGAAUUGUUUAGUGUUUUAAUAGAAAUUGAUUCUUCUCAGAGCGUUUUGUAUAUAAAAGUAUUAAAAUGAAAUCAAAAUUUUCAUAUUAAUUUUCUAUAUUCGAAAAAAUAACCACCAUAUUUCAAAUGACAUUAUUACAUAAUCGAAAUAAGCAUUUAUCCUCAUUUAAUAUAGACUACACAAUUAAUAUGUAAUACACAAUAUAGGCAAUGGAAAGAUUAAGAGUUCAAUAACUCAUAAAUAAUAAGUGUUAAGUAAAAAUUGUUGAAAUGAAACCUAUAACAUUCUGAGAAAGACAUAAGAUGAUAAUAUUAUGACAUCAAAAUUGACCUUUCAAGAUUAUUUUAAGAUCAACUUCGAUUUAUUUAAUUGAAUUGUAUAUUUUUUAACCUAAAUCAAGUCCUUAGGUUAUUUCGCGUAAAAAAAUAUUGAGCUAUGAUAAUUAAAAAAUGAAUAUUUUUCAAGAUAUUUUACCAUGUCCACUUUCAUGUGUUUAGAUCCACUGUGCACUGAGUCGAAACUAGUUUACGCUAUUUAAAUUUUAAUAUCUAUAGGUAAUAUCGUCUCGUCGCGUUAUAUUGGCGAAUUUUCUUGUAUGCAGGUUCUGCAUUUUUUCAUCUUAUCCCGUCCUCGUACUCUUAGGAAAUUCUGGCGACCUUCCUUCCUUCCAUCGCCUAUAACAAAUAUUUAAGAUAUGACUGACAUCCUACAUUCCUAUAUAAAGUUGAAAAAUUUCACGUCGAUUACUGCAACAAGUAUGCAUUUCCACGUUAAUUUUUAAGUUUCUCAUGUUUUCCCCUCUCAGUUCUCACAUAUCUUUUUUCCAAAUAAGGUGCUAUUCUUGUUUGUUAGAGCAAUGCUUUUAAGUAAAUUUCUACAAUAUCCUAUGUUUCUGUUUUAUCCACAGAUUGUUCUUAUACUCGGGAAUAAUUGUUAAUACCUUCCAUAUACAAACACAUACAAAACUAAAUUUUAAUAAUUGUUUUUAUAAUUUAAUUCUUUUUUCCAAUUGCAAGAAAAAAGAUUAUAUGUGUGUGUGUGUGUGUGUGUGUGUGUGUGUGUGUGUGUGUGUGUGUGUGUACACACAUACAUACAUACAUACAUGUGUGUGUGUGUGCGCGCGCGCGUGGUGCGUGCGUGUGUGUGUGGGUGCAUAUAUAGUGUCCUAUUAUAGUCAAUGCAGCCUGAAUAUAUUUUAGGAAUUAAUCCUUUAAGUAUUACUGGUACCAAUAGGGACUUAGGAUCGGGCAGUUGAAACCUUAUAAAUGUAUUAUUUAGAGUGUUUUUGACAAUAUUUCAUUAAAAAAAGUUACUAGAA